This is a messenger RNA of Orussus abietinus, 3290 nucleotides long. RefSeq names its product 72 kDa inositol polyphosphate 5-phosphatase (gene INPP5E). Lineage: Eukaryota; Metazoa; Arthropoda; Insecta; Hymenoptera; Orussidae. Gene Ontology annotation, biological process: phosphatidylinositol dephosphorylation. The record is from RefSeq and is a predicted model, not a curated record. Bases 977 to 2890 code for a protein of 637 amino acids. Gene Ontology annotation, molecular function: phosphatase activity. The transcript is spliced from 6 exons.
UACAACUUUGAUAAAUAAAUUCACGAUAUUGGCCUAUCAGAAACGAAAGUAUAAGCGCGAUAAUAUAUAUUAACACGCUGUAAAAGCCAGGCCUAAAGGGGAACCAACCCAAGGUCAAUAAACGAAACGAAUAAGAACUUUGAUAUUUAAAUGUACUGUGGCGUGCAUGCGCGUACGUACGUGCUUUAUUCAAGAUGGCGGCCAGCAGACGACAACGGCGGAAAACAUGGCGAAGUGGUUAACGAGCGAGCUGUCAUGCGGGUGCCGAUAAGGGAAAAAUUAAGAGUAACGGUUCGUUUCGACGGCGAAGAGGAAGUUUAAGGUUAACUUGGUCCCGGCGAGUUAAAAGGAGACGCUAGUUCAUGGAAUCGAGGUGAAUUGUCACGAGCCAUCGCGACGCCGACACGGUCUGCCACCGAUCGUCUCGUGUCUGACGUAAACGAAAAAUUAACCUCCGCCAGUGGCAGUAUUCCUAAUUCAACCACCGUACAUUUCGUAAUUCAAGAUAUGUAUUUCCGUCGAGGUGACACAAUCAAGUAUAUCUAUAAGGGAGCGAUUGCGUCCUCAAGUUCUGGCGCGUGUACUUGUCCGCAAGGCUGAAAAACUCCCCCUUAGAACUGUGCCAAAACCCCGCUUUCAUAUUUCACUGUCGCGACAACUAUCGGAUCUAGUAAUUUGUAGUCCGUGCAGGCCCCAUUAGACGUGCUGAAAUGGUUUCCAAGUGAUUUCGAUGGACUCUGCGUUGCUAGUCAGUAUUUGCCAGAAGCUUAGUGUUCGCUGCGCUGCUAGGAUGUUAAUCGGACCGGUGUACAGGAAGUUAUUCUGGAAAGGAAUGCAGAGUUUCCGGUUCUGUUAUCAAUGAUUGCCUAGGAAAGUCGGAGGACCAGGAAUCGGUAAGCCAGAAACAGCGAAUGUUAGAGAGAAGCCUGCGAUGAUGGACUGAUCGUUCGCUUUUGAAGACUUCGCAUCGAGUAUUAUGGAGCGAAGCAACACGGACGAUGCCUCUGCCCCAGCAAGGACCGAUGCCUCGCCGAAGCUGAAACCGAAGAAGAAAUCCCUGUGCCGCUUGUUGAUGGCUAAGAAGACAAAGAUUGGCUGCUCGGAGACCUCCUGCAUGGAUGGAGACUCGACCAAGGAUUCUAAGCUCGAGAAUUCCCAACACAGCUCGAGGACGAGCACUAAAUUGUCGCUCUGCUGUGCGAUGACUGAGCGCAGUGGAACUCCUCCGCAAAGCUUGACUCUUGGUGGAUUGUCCCCGACUACUCCGAGCCACGCUUCGGUGAAGUCUGAAGCAGCGUCGAUCAACGGACACUGUCAAUUUCAUGCUGCAGUCGAAAAGGCUGAUAGCGCUCCAGCCAAUCCAGCAUCAAAAAGCCCAGAGAACAUGGCUGCAUUUAACGAGCUCCGAAAGAAGGAUCAACGACAGAGUGUCUGCCUGGAAGACCACUCGUCCUCGGGGUCCACGUCUCCGAAUGUGUCGACGAUCCUGAAGAGGAAGCUGCUGCACCGGCGAUCAGCUGACAAUCUGACAGUAGAGUCGCCCACGUGUUCUCUUCGUCACUCCAGUCCAGAGUCGAUAAAAAGUGCGCCAAUCCAGCUGAAGCCGAGAUCGACAUCUCAGGAUGCCCUGUCGAAGAGGAACCACGUUUCCCAUGCAGAUGGAGCUUCCAUGGAUAGUCUGGCGAAGCAAGCUCUACUUGCAGCUCAAGUUCUCAACUUGAUCCCUACUCAAAAGGCUAGAGAGAGGAACUUCCUUCACGGGAGAGUCGCUGCGAAUUCAUUGUUGGGCCCUGUUGAGCUGGAAAAAGUGCUGCCCAAUCGGGAGAUCAAAAUCUUUGUCGGAACUUGGAACAUGAAUGGCCAAACACCGCCGAAGGAGCUCAACGAUUUUAUGUUGCCUUCGGACAUCGAGACUGUCCCGGACAUGUUGGCCAUUGGAACACAAGAGUCAUGUUCGGAGCGCAGCGAAUGGGAGGCUGCACUGCAGGAAACGGUGGGCCCUUCUCACGUCCUGUUGACAAGCACCAGCCUUGGCACUCUUCACCUGGCGAUUUUCCUCAGAAGAGACCUGAUCUGGUUCUGUUCGGUCCCGGAGGAUUCGAAUUUCUCCACGAGGCCAGGAACCGCUUUUCGGACCAAGGGUGCAGUGGCCUUGGCCUUGAUGAUCUUCGGGACCAGCUUCCUCUUUGUGACGGCUCACCUGACGGCUCAUCAGGACAAGGUCAAGGAACGAAUAAGCGACAUCAAGAGGAUCGUGAGGAACCUCGAUCUCCCUAAGGAUCUGCCCACGAAACACAAGAGUAAAGACGUGACCCAGAACUUCGACUGCGUCUUCUGGUUCGGCGACCUGAACUUCAGGCUGGCCCAGCCAAGGGAAGAAGUCGUUCGGUGGGUGACCGACACGAGAUUCCCUCAGGAAUUCCCUGUGAGCCUUCACAAGGACCAACUUCGCAUGAUCCUGGACGACGGUGCAGUUUUGCGAGGAUUCGAGGAGGCUCCCAUUACGUUUCCCCCGACCUACAAAUACGACCCUGGCACCCAGAAUUUCGACUCCAGCAGCAAACAGCGGACUCCUGCCUACACGGACAGGAUCCUCUUCAAGGGGAAAGGACACACCAGGGGAUACAUAAGAAGAGUCAGCUGUGACAGCACUUCGGCUUAUAAGGACGGCACUUUGGAGUGCUUAAUAUACGACUCUGUACCCAGCAUCUGCACCUCGGAUCACAAACCAGUCUGGGGCGUCUUCAAGACUACCUUGAGACCUGGAAUAGACACAAUUCCUCUGGCAGCUGGGCUGUUCAAUCGCGAGAUUUACCUGGAAGGAAUCAAAAGGAGGGCAGCAGCGAUGGACGAGUCUCGAGGUGCUCCCAGAGUAUGCUCGGUCCAGUGACGCAAAAAGGAUUUCAACUCUCUCUAAGUGCAGACUAUUUGCCAAUUGAGGAUGCUGACAAGCAACCUGUCCUAGCCUUGGAUAGGCUCUUUCCAUUUCCAGGUAUCUCGACGACUCCAAGUCGGCUGAUUACGCUUACGUUUGUAUACGUAGAAACCUGCGAUCGGCACUCCUCGUGGAUCGCAAAGAAUCUAGUCAAGACGUUUAUCGAUUAUCAUUAAUCCUCGCCUAAGAUAUACUAUGGACACUUGUUAACAGCGUAUUCUAGAUUUCUCCAGAGCUGGACGGCGUGAUUGAGGUGAGGUGAAACCCGUCGAGACAUUUCAUCGACGUUGGUAAAAAGAAUUCUCCUAAAUACCUACGUUAUCGACGUUCGUAUUUAUAUCGACAGCCGUGUCGA